Molecule: messenger RNA, 2954 nt
Organism: Lampris incognitus (smalleye Pacific opah)
Lineage: Eukaryota; Metazoa; Chordata; Actinopteri; Lampriformes; Lampridae
Gene: sqlea
Product: squalene epoxidase a
Exons: 11
Coding region: 105-1823 (572 amino acids)
Biological process (GO): cholesterol metabolic process; sterol biosynthetic process
Cellular component (GO): endoplasmic reticulum; membrane
Molecular function (GO): flavin adenine dinucleotide binding; squalene monooxygenase activity
Source: RefSeq, a predicted model, not a curated record
CUUACCGGAUUUGGACUCGUGUAUUUUUCCGGAGAUAUUUUUGUUUUUGAUAAUUAAGUUUGAGUUUUUUUUUCUUCUGUUUUUUUUCUUCCAAGUGAUAGAAAAUGUGGACUUUUCUUGGAAUAGCAAGCUUUACCUAUCUUUACAAGAAAUGCGACGCUUUUUUCACUCAUGCUCACAAAGAGCUUCUCAUGGCAGUGGCAGUGCUUCUUCUUGCCGGAGUCCUAUUAUCAUAUAUCCGCUUUUUUCACAGAGAGAGGCUCAGAUUAGCUCAGGUGUUGAAUUUACCACUGGACCUGCUGUCGUCCUUGCCGAUCAUAAAUCAUUUUAUUCCCCAAACGUCAAAACUAAGCAACCACAGCAAAGGAAACGCAUCAAAAACGAGCCAUGGCAGGAGAAGGAGAGUUAACCUGAAGGACUCCUCGUCCACAGAGAAUGGGAAUGCAUGUGCCUCCUCUGUGGAGCCCGAGCCUGAUGUAGUGAUCGUUGGGGCCGGUGUUUUGGGCUCAGCUAUGGCAGCUGUGCUGGGCCGGGAUGGGAGGAAGGUGACGGUGCUGGAGAGGGACCUGCGAGAGCCGGACAGGAUAGUGGGGGAGUUACUGCAGCCCGGAGGGUACAGGGCCCUCAGAGAUCUGGGGCUGGAGAGUUCAGUGGAGGGUCUGGAUGCCCACCAGGUGAAGGGCUAUGUGAUUCAUGACAGAGAGAGCAGCACGGAGGUGGAGAUCCCCUACCCGCAGGAGGGUCACAGCAUCCAGUGUGGACGGGCUUUCCAUCACGGACGUUUCAUCAUGGGUCUGAGGAGAGCUGCUCUUAAUGAGCCCAAUGUCACAUUUGUAGAAGGCACCGUAACCAGUUUGGUGGAGGAGGAUGGCUGUGUGACCGGUGUCCAGUACAAGGAUAAAGAAACUGGAGACGUCAAGGAAGUCCAUGCAGCGCUGACCGUGGUAGCUGACGGCUGUUUCUCCAAAUUCAGAAAGAGCCUUGUGCCUGGGAAGGCUCAGACCUCCUCUCACUUUGUCGGGUGCCUUAUGAAGGACUCUCCCCAGUUCAAAGCCAACCAUGCUGAGUUGGUUCUGGCCAACCCCAGUCCUGUGCUCAUCUACAAGAUAUCCUCCUCUGACACCCGAGUACUGGUGGAUAUCAGGGGGGAAAUGCCCAGGAACCUCACUGAGUACAUGUCUGAAAAAAUAUAUCCACAGUUGCCAGACCACAUAAAGGAGCCUUUCAUGGUGGCGCUACAAAAUGAUCGCCUCAGGUCCAUGCCUGCCAGCUUUCUUCCCCCCUCCCCAGUCAAUAAGCCAGGGGUCCUCCUCCUCGGAGAUGCCUACAACAUGAGGCACCCCCUGACAGGUGGAGGGAUGAGUGUGGCCCUCAAUGAUGUCCGCAUCUGGAGAGGUCUGCUCAGGAAAACACCAGAUCUCUACGAUGACAGAGCCAUGUUGCAGGCAAAGAAAAAAUUCCACUGGGAACGCAAGUCAUCACAUUCUUUUGUGGUGAAUGUGUUAGCCCAAGCCCUGUAUGAGCUGUUUGCAGCCACCGACAAUUCACUUCACGAGCUCCGAAAAGCAUGCUUCCAGUACUUCAAACUUGGAGGCGAGUGCAUUUCUGGGCCGAUUGGACUUCUAUCUGUGUUGUCUCCUAAACCCAUGACUCUUAUUGGACACUUCUUUGCUGUGGCUUUGUAUGCUGUUUACUUUAACUUCAAGUCAGAGUCCUGGAGCACCAAACCCCGUGCCUUAUUCAAGAGUGGAGCCAUCCUGUACCGAGCCUGUACAGUCAUGUUUCCCCUCAUCUACUCUGAACUCAUGUACCUGGUGUACUAAAGUGUGUCUGCUGAAAGACCCACGUCUGCAUUUGGGACGCUGUCGCUGCGAAUCAUCGUUUUGAAUACUAAAACUGCAUUUGCACCUCUCUCUCUGUGGUCUGCACAGAACUAUGCCUGGUUGUAGGAGUUUAGAGAUCAACGGCUUCCUUAGCAGCAAAGCAAAACUUGAAGAGAGGUAUUCUUUUUUUCCUUGUUCAAGGGGCCAUUAUUUUCCCAAUUCCACUUACCUUCCUUGUCGCGGCCUCUCUGAGUUGAAUACAAGUAUGCAUUACAUUCACAGGUGUUCCGAGUAUGUUGUACCAAAUGCCUUUGUCUUCUCCAUCCACUUUAAAUUGAUCCCAGCCUUAACUUCUGCAAUGCAGAUGACUGAAUUGUUUUCAUGCCCUGCCUAAGUUUAAUGCCUUAUCACCAACUGAACUUCGAGAUGGUGUGUGACUGUAUAUCACAUGGCCAUAGUGCCAUGCAUACUGUAUAACAGUAUAUGAACAUUUGCCUUGGUCAGCCACAGGUAGUGAUUUGCCAGAGCCUGUGCUGUACGAUGAUAAUUGCACUGCUUGAAAACACUGAAUCAGGUUGAAUACAACACCUGAUAAAUAAAACUGCCAUGUAAACACAUUCACCCACAAUUCAAUUUCAGCAAAACUGUAUUGAAGAGCUCAGUUCUACUUCUGUGCAUUUCGAGCCACAUUUCCCUUUAAAAAUGUAUUUUAAAAACAGCGAGUUCCCAACAUUCCUUCUUCCAGCGUACCCAUUUCUUGACUUUUAAAAAUCGUCCUUUUUCAUAUUGUGAUAAAGGGACUUUGGUGACAGUUUCUAAGGUUUGACAUAACCUGCCGGGUGUCAGGCUAAAUGUAACAAGACAGCUGCAAUGAUAAUGGCUCUUACUCGGUGUGCAAUCAGUUUAUCAUGUCCAAAUGUGUUUGUUUUUUGUCUUUUGUUUUCAUUCACAAUAGAUCAAUCCUAGCCGCUCUGUGGAAAAAAACUAAACUAAGUCAGUAAAUGAUUCUCAGACAUUUCUCCUCUGAGUUGAUAUGGACCGAAAGUCAGUUCAUCACAGGUCUAUGCUUCAGUAUUGUUCUUCGCAUUUCUACCAUGUUGUAAUUUAUCAGCUGGCUAAUAAAUGACAUGU